Messenger RNA from Drosophila simulans, 1022 nucleotides. RefSeq names its product serine protease 3. Gene Ontology annotation, biological process: proteolysis. The transcript has 2 exons. Bases 179 to 985 code for a protein of 268 amino acids. NCBI's taxonomy places the organism in Eukaryota, Metazoa, Arthropoda, Insecta, Diptera, Drosophilidae. Gene Ontology annotation, molecular function: serine-type endopeptidase activity. The record is from RefSeq and is a predicted model, not a curated record.
AUUAUUACUUGAAAUUACAACGCCAAGCGAAAUGGGAAUUUCCACAAAUGAAACUUCUGACUUAGCCAUAAUUUAAAAUCAACUUAAUCGCGUGGGGUUUUGCCCAUUGAUUUUGAUAACACCCAAAAGGUAUAUAAGCCAGAUCAUGUAAUCACCAUUAGUUAAACUAGCUAUCAACAUGAAGGUCUUUCUUGUCUUUGCUUUGGCUAUUGCCUCCGUUUCUGCUGGAGUCCUACCCCAGGACAAUCCCGUGCAUCCUCGUGACCUUGAUAUCAAUGGUAGGAUUACGAACGGCAAAAACGCAGCUGAGAAUCAGUUUCCCUACCAGGUGGGACUCAGUUUCUCCAGCUCAUCUGGCAGUUGGUGGUGUGGAGGCUCCAUUAUCGCUAACACCUACGUCCUGACAGCCGCUCAUUGCACUGAUGGAUCCUCAUCGGUAAAGGUCUACUAUGGUUCCACCGUUCGCACCAGUCCGAAAUUGACCCACACCGUGUCUAGCUCCAACUUCGUGCAGCACGCCAGCUACAACUCGGCCACCCUGAAGAACGACAUUUCCCUGAUCAAGACGCCAUCGGUUACCUUCACGGCUUCCAUCAACAGGAUUGCCCUGCCUGCCAUCGCCAGCAGUUACUCCACCUACGCUGGACAGACCGCAGUGGCCUCCGGAUGGGGUAGGACCUCCGAUUCCGCUACUGCCGUGGCCACGAAGCUGCAGUACGCCGAUCUGAAGGUCAUUGACAAUUCUGUGUGCCAGCAGUUUUACGGAAGCUCCACGGUCACCAGCGGAGUCAUCUGCGUUGCCUCAGUGAACGAGGUCUCCACGUGCCAGGGUGAUUCCGGCGGUCCUUUGGCCUUGGACAGCAAACUGAUUGGUGUUACCUCUUUCGUUUAUGCCAAGGGCUGUGAGAAGAAUGCACCUGCUGGUUUCACUCGCGUCACCAGUUACCUGAAUUGGAUCAAGACCGAGUCAGGAGUAUAUGCUUAGAGGAAACUCUGUUUGACUUAUACUAAUAAAUCAUAUU